AUGUGGAUUCGGAUAUUUCGGUUGCUCGGAUUAGAAGAAGACAUGGAAAACGAUCGCGAUCCUUUUGAAAGGGAGAGGAGGAUCGGCCCACAGCUAAAUCUGUGCGGAGGGACCCAGACUGGCAUCUUGGAUGAAUCUUCCUCUGGGAUCAAUUGUCUAAUAAUCCUUUCGCUGUUCCUUGUUGCAGGACCCAGGAGACUGGAGGCGAGCCUCCUUCUGGCUCUCCUUCUGACUCUCCCUCUCCUAGGGCCCCCCAGAUUCGAAGGUGCAAACGAAGCCCCGAGAGGGUUGGAUCUGAAGGUGGAACUGGGCCUUUCCCUAAUCUCAGCUCAGGGUGGAUUCCAGUGUGAGGCCCGUUUUCAGAUCCAGCCUGAUAUUCCUCCGGUUGGAGGACCCAGGAGACUGGAGGCGAGCCUCCUUCUGGCUCUCCUUCUGACUCUCCCUCUCCUAGGGCCCCCCAGAUUCGAAGGUGCAAACGAAGCCCCGAGAGGGUUGGAUCUGAAGGUGCAACUGGGCCUUUCUCUAGUCUCAGCUCCAGAUGGAUUCAAAUGUGCGACCAGUCUUCAGUUCCAGACUGAGAAUCCUCCGGUCGGAGGUCAAGGGGGAUCUUUGCUUCCUUGGAACUUCCACGUUCUCUGGCAAGGGUAA
Molecule: messenger RNA, 648 nt
Organism: Pantherophis guttatus
Lineage: Eukaryota; Metazoa; Chordata; Lepidosauria; Squamata; Colubridae
Source: RefSeq, a predicted model, not a curated record